UCAACUCCCACAAUUAGUUGCUCAGCUUCCCUCCUCCCCCUCUUCACCUCAUGGAUUCUCAAUUCUAUAAUGACUAUUCUCUCCCUUCUGAGUUUUGCGGCUACCCAACUCCGGCUGUGGUGACCGGUUGCAGUCCAGGUAUGGGUGGAGCAAUGUGGGGUACUAAUAGUCGUGAAGAAAACCUGGUACCGAUAUUCUGUGAUAACAAUGGUACUGCUAGUUUUGAUAUCGUGUCACCGGAGUCUGACAUCUCUUCGUGUGCUGUUGGGGUGGCAACAACGUUCCCGGAGCUACUUGGGUUUUCGGAAGACGCCGUGGCGCCUGUUUCAUUUUCAGAGUAUAGUCAUCUGGGGUUGAACGGAAUUGCAGGGCUGAAUCAGAAUUUUGGUGGUGGAGAUUCUUACCUCCAGCUAUAUAAUAAAGGUAAUAUUAUGCGUGAUCAGUUUGGGGAUCAGGAAUGCUGUACUGGAUUCAUACCUGCUGAUUCUAAGCCUCUUGGCCUUGCUGUUCAAGAAAAUUGGGGAUUCAAUCAAGGAAACCAGGUGCCUACAAUGGAAGAUCAGUCGACAAAUAUGAAGGUGGGACGGUAUUCAGAAGAAGAGAGGAAAGAAAGGAUCGAGAGAUAUUUGAAGAAAAGAAACCAAAGGAACUUUAACAAAACCAUUAAGUAUGCUUGUCGCAAAACCCUAGCUGAUAGAAGAGUCCGAGUUCGUGGGAGAUUUGCAAGGAACAGCAGUAAUGAACAGCUAAUUAAUGAAGAUCUAACUCAUCAAGAAAUGGCAACGAAAAAGAUUGAUGCCAAUUGCAACAAUCAUGUUUGCAAUGACAUAUCUGAACAACUGUAUUGUAGCAGCGGUGCCGUCCAGAUCAAAUAUGACGAGGAGGACUGGCUGCAAGAAGCUAUGGCAAGUCUAGUGUACUUACCUUAUGUCACUGCUGGCUGAGAUUUGAUACAUAUGUAUAGUGCAGCUAGCUAUUAAUAUUAAUUAACUAUGUCUGUCUAAUUGAUUAAAUGAGGAGGCUGAUGUUUUGAAGAGGGCAUAGUCCUUGUAGAAGUUUCUUGCUAGCACCCAUCUAAUUAACAAGCUAGUUACUUAUUGUUUGUAUUUGUAAUAUAAAUUAAU
Molecule: messenger RNA, 1124 nt
Organism: Rosa chinensis
Lineage: Eukaryota; Viridiplantae; Streptophyta; Magnoliopsida; Rosales; Rosaceae
Product: zinc finger protein CONSTANS
Exons: 4
Coding region: 51-944 (297 amino acids)
Biological process (GO): regulation of flower development
Cellular component (GO): nucleus
Molecular function (GO): protein binding
Source: RefSeq, a predicted model, not a curated record